AUGAGCUCCCACCUGGAACCAUCUGGUGUAAAUGGCAGAAUUGGUGGUUGUGGAAGUGAGGAUUCUGGUGAAGAAAACAGCAACAACAAGACUUAUACCCCGUAUUUGAAACCAGUGAGACCUGGGCUAACAAGGGCAGAUCCAGCCGGAGAGGGGGGAUCGGGCAGUGUGGAGGCACUGGUGAGACCUCCCCUGCCAGGGAAGAAAGCCCACAGGAAGACCUGCUCCAAGGAAAGAGGAAGAUGUAGAGAAGGAAACCAAGACAGUGAUGAGGAGAGACAUCAUGUUGAACAUGCAGGAGGCAGCGCAAGAGGAAAACAACAUCCGAGAAAGACUGUAAGAAGUGAUAAUCAUGGAGAUAGAUCGCAGGACAGACGAGGAACAAGCAGCACUGAAAGUCUGUCGAGCAGUAAUUCAGAUAUCCUGUCAAACAGCACUUCGGAAGUUUGUGAAGGAUCAAAUCACUUCCAGAGAAGAUACCAAUGUCCCAGACAUCCCACUGUUGACUGCACCAGGACCAUCACCACAGAUUUGAACUCCCUAGUCCCUCGGCCGGUAAUGAGGCUCAUGUCUUCUGCUCUCCCUUCGCCUCCUAUCCAAACCAGAUCCUCAGCUAUGUCCCUUCAGAGACUUUCAUCCAGGACAGUGUCAGGAGACCUCCUCCGCUACCCAUUAAGUUCAUCAAGAGAGCCAGAUCCGUUCUGGGUGGAGGUCAGGACAGCUGCUUCAUCUGGACGACUGUCACAAAUACCCCAGACACACAUCGCCAGUUCAGUGCUCGGGGCAGGUGAAGGAGAGGAGGAUGAUGAAGAGGAGGGUUUGGAAGAUGGCGAGGAAGGAGGCAGUGGUGUGGUGGAGGUGACGGGUCAAACCAUGACCUCUGCAGUGGUGCUGCCUUAUGUUCCUUUUGGGGAGAGGAGGAUGAGUAAAAGAGAGAAGAACAGGAUUAAGUGUCUGAGAAGGAGGCAGAGGAGAAGAGAGAGGUGGAGACAAAGUCAACUGCAGGAGAGCAGACAGAGUUCAACAGGGAACCCAUCCAGCAGUAGCAGCGAGGACGAGGAGGAUGUGAGCGCCGGUGACAGAGAAGGUUUCAUCUGCGCCGUUUGUUUGGAUGUGUUCUUCAGUCCUUACAUGUGUCACCCCUGCAACCAUGUCUUCUGUGAACCCUGUCUGAGGACGCUAGCUAAGGGCAGCCCCACCAACACACCCUGCCCCCUCUGCAGAACAAUCAUCACACAUGUCUUCUUCCAGAAGGAGUUAAACCAAACCGCAAGAACAUUCUUCCCAAAGGAAUAUCUUUCCCGGAAACAGAACUUCCAGAAAGCAAAUUGUGCCAAGUGGCCUCUCCCGAGCUGCCGAAAACUCUUCCGUAUCUUUGGAGGCUUCCAGAGGCAGUCCAGUCCCAUAGCUAGACGCCAGUUCCCCCACGGAGGAGGCUACCGCCUGGAUGCUCUGGACUUUGAGGAUGACUCUCGAGGCUGGCGCUUUGACAUGGACAUGGUCAUCAUUUAUAUUUACUCAGUCAACUGGGUUAUUGGCUUCUUCAUAUUCUGCUUUCUUUGCUACAUCUUCUUCCCUUCCUUUUGACAGUCCUGGCAACAAUGACGGAGAAACAUCGAAAAAGGAAAGGUUGAGGACACUGAAGAAUGAUCAUACAAUAAGGAAUUUAGGAUGAGACAGAAGACAGGCAUGUUCACAUAGGGAGAAAGGGUCAAACUGAGGGAUAGGGUUUAAUGAGAAAACAAUGAGGGAAUGUCAAGCAGGUGGGAUGUCACUGUGGAGGAAAAACAGCAGUGUGCCAGCUUGUUGUGUCUCAUAAAUAAAUGAUUAAAAUAGGGAAAUGGUGCGGGGAUGUUUGGGAAUCCUAUAUUCUCCAUUGUGUCCUGUUCCUGCUUGAAGGGGAGAUAAUAACAGUGUAACAUCACAUCAGUUUUACUUUCAACAUAAUGACAUACGUUCUGUUAGUGCUUACAUUUUUGAUAAGCAACACAACAAUAAUAAUAAUAAAUGAUAUUUAUAUAGCGCCUUUCAAGGGACCCAAGGUCGCUGAAUAAGGUCAAUAAGCAUCCAUCUGGAGGGAAUAUUGUUGUCAAUUUAAAGUCAAUUUAUUUUGUAGCAGAUAUAGUUUAAACAAACACAUACAGGUAUAACCGUUUAAGUGAUUAUACAUUUGAAAUGAAAUCAUGUGUAAGAGCCAAAUAAAUGAUUUUAUUCCUGACACAUUUUAUGUCUUUAAUUGUCAUUAUACUUACUAACAAAAUAAUAUUUAAUAUUUAAAUAGACAGAAAUAUCACACUGUACAUUUCCUGUCUCACUCGAAAUGCAUGCGUGUCUCUUUCUGUCUGUGUGUUAAUGCUGUGUGCCUGUGGGUGUAUUUCACUUACAUAGAUGGAUUUUGAAAGUAUUUUUCUGCAUUCACAAUUAAAUAGUAAUGCAGGUUUGGAAAGAACACUCACCAUACACUGAAAUGGACUCGUAAUUUAUUCAGAUUAUCUACCGCAUACUUUCCUCUUUGUGGUUGUAAAAAGCAAGGAAAUGCAAAUGGCACUGCUGAAAGCUGCCAAUGGAUUCAGGAACAUUUAUAGCAGACAGAAAAUAAGAAUGUCGAAAGAGUAUUGUUUGUGUGACACUGAGCAUAGUUUUUAUGACAAUGUGCUCCAUCUGUAUGUGCAUUUAAGCAGCUUAUUUCAGAAUGACAUAAUACUUUUUGUGAUAUGUAUUUGUCUGCCUGUCAAGUUUCACAUGAAUUAAUUGAAUUUGAUUUAAGAUUAUUCUUGGUCAGGAAGAAAACAUAUAAGUGCAACAAGCAACG
Molecule: messenger RNA, 2812 nt
Organism: Trematomus bernacchii (emerald rockcod)
Lineage: Eukaryota; Metazoa; Chordata; Actinopteri; Perciformes; Nototheniidae
Exons: 4
Coding region: 1-1587 (528 amino acids)
Biological process (GO): positive regulation of proteasomal ubiquitin-dependent protein catabolic process; serotonin metabolic process; protein polyubiquitination
Cellular component (GO): endoplasmic reticulum membrane
Molecular function (GO): ubiquitin protein ligase activity; metal ion binding; ubiquitin conjugating enzyme binding
Source: RefSeq, a predicted model, not a curated record